AUGCCCUGUCUCGAGCCUGCAGCUGAGGUUAACAAUGCGCCGGAGGCCAUCGACAUCACCGUCCCGAAUACUGAUACUGAAGAUCGGCCAAGUCCGGUACCGAACCCGGUCCCAGCUCAGGCUGCUCAGCUUGUUAAUGCGCCUGGGGUGGUUCCAAGUGGGCGGGCAAAUACAUCGAAGAGACGGCAGCAUACCUCUUCUCCAAUUCGGCGAAGCCAGCGGAAUCUUCGCAGGAGACUGUAG
Messenger RNA from Penicillium bovifimosum, 243 nucleotides. RefSeq lists its product as uncharacterized. The transcript has a single exon. Bases 1 to 243 code for a protein of 80 amino acids. Lineage: Eukaryota; Fungi; Ascomycota; Eurotiomycetes; Eurotiales; Aspergillaceae. The record is from RefSeq and is a predicted model, not a curated record.